UUUGCUAUACAUCUGGUUGAUUGUCUCUCUCUAGCACCACUUCACUUCCUCAAUUCACUUCUUCACCACCGAACUACCUCGGGCGCUAGCUGCACUGCCGGCCAUGGCCACGCCCGCCACGAAGCUCAUCGCCGGCGCGUUCGUCGCCCUCCUUGCCCUCGCACUGGCGGGGGCGGACAAGGUGUGCGGCGACCGCCUCGUCACGCCGCCGCCGCCCCCGAGGUCGCCCUCCCCACCAGCCCGCCCAGCCGCGCCGCCGCGCCCGCUGCUCCCCUCGCCGCCGGCGAGCCACGGCAAGAAGACGGGGAAGAUCCUCGCGGGGAUCUUCGCCGCGCUCGCCGUCGCCGCCGCCAUCUUCUACGCGCUCUGGCUGCACUGCCGCGCCCCUGGCGCCGUCGCCGCCGCGCCACUCGGAGCCCGCGCCGCCGCCGGCGGGCCGCGCGAAUUCGAGGAUCAAGAUCCUGAUAUGACGCCCAUGCUUCAGUUCAGUGUAGUGACUAGUGAGUGCCGGGUUGAUAUAGUAUUAGGCUAUUAGCUACCCUCGUGUAAAAAUGGCGCAAAAAUCUACGGAAUUGCUAAUUUUCAGUCGGAUGUUAUUAACUCGCUUUCAUUCGUUCUCUUGUCCGGUCGAUCUCCAGCCAGAUGUUCCGGGCUGCACUUCUUUUUUUCUCCCAGCGCGCGGGUUGUUUAUCGAGUCCUAAUCACACUGUUCCUUUUAUUUUGAUUUUUUUUUCUUCUUCUCCCCCCUGUAGCUGCCUUUGACCGGAUCGUUCCACGGCGAGAACUUGAAGGCAGAGAGGCAUGGUGAUUUUGGUUGGAGGCCUCACUCGCUAAUCUCUCGAGGCGCUUUGGUCUGCAAGCACCCCCUCCCCCCGUGUCAUAUUCCUGUGCGAUUUGCUAUACAUCUGGUUGAUUGUCUCGUUGUAUUCAUCUACAUGCAUUUCUCUGCUGUAGAUAUUUGUGUGCUUGAUAAACCAUUUAGUUUUUCUUUUUCUUUUUCAAGCUCAAACAUAUGAGAAUGAUCCUCACAGGGAGCUUGUUUUUCUUUCGGAUGUCAUGAGGUAGGAAAGAGAUCUUGGAGGGGUGAAUGCAUCAGAGGGGGUGUUUACCUGUGUUUUUUCUGCAUCUCCAGCCAGAUGUGUGUCCCAGAUCAUGGAUUGCCCUCUCUGGUGUGGACCCGUUCAAGUUCAUGUUGCUGGUGUGUUUAUAGUGCAUACUUUGGACUAGGCUGUGACAACAUAUCAACAUUGCUCUCUAACUAUGUGAGGCUUUCUUUGGCGAGUAUGUAUAUAAUUAAUAAGUUUUUUUAGAAGAUGAAGUGAAUAAGUUGUUAAUUCAGUUUUUAUCUCUGAUCAGUUUCAAAAAAAAAAAUCUCUGAUCUCUCUAACAUUGUUUGAUACAAAAAAAGUGUCACAUGGGAAGAAAAUAAACUUAAAAGUGUGCCCCCGCAAAAAAAAAAUAAACUUAAAAGUGUGUAAGUGAAUACAAAGUGUUGUUGUGGACCUCUAAUUAACAAGCAUACAUAUUACUAUUUUCCACACUACAAAAAAAUGCUGAACAUGGUCAACCUUCUUGCUCUAAGGUUUAUUGAGCAGGAUUACGAGCAAGGCGAAGCCGGUGGCGCUCAUCACCAAUUUUAUGAUUUGUCAGUCUAAUCUCCAAUUUCGUUCGGUCUUGCAGAUGCAUCAUGUGUAGCUUUUCAGCCUUGCAAAUUAGAGAUUUUGAUUGAUACAUGCAUAUUGUUGGAACAUUGGUGCGUUCAAAAGACUAUGGGUGGAAUUAACAAAGUAACUGAUGAUAUGAAACAAUCCAGGAUGCAUUGCCAGCUCCUCUUGGAUCUUUUGCUAAUUCCAACAAGACAAAAAACAUUGCAGGAUUAACCAGAGGAUGAAGUUGAAGAAUUGGAGCUAGCAGUGUGUGUCUGGUUAAUAAGCAAGCAAUUCUCCCUGCUCCACGAAAGCUGCAACUGAAGAUGAAGAGCUUGCUGCACUACAAGCUAAAAGUGGCCGGCCCAUGGAGGUGACCGUUGUAGCGAUCGCACACAUAUUGUUUGGCAGCAAUCUAAUGUCUGGACAAAUUGUUUGGCAGCAAUCUAAUGUCUGGACAAAGAACAUCAUCACAAGGAUUCGAACUCCGGACCUGUGAGUUGCAACAUAUUGUUUGGCAGCAACCUAAUGUCUGGACAAAGAACAUCAUCACAAGGAUUUGAACUCUGGACCUAUGGGUUGCAACGAAGAGCUGCUAACCAGUCGAGUUAAGAAGCUUUAGUGACUAACAUUGAGCGUGCCACUUUUAGAACAAAGUACAACGCAGAA
Messenger RNA from Triticum aestivum (bread wheat), 2315 nucleotides. RefSeq lists its product as uncharacterized. NCBI's taxonomy places the organism in Eukaryota, Viridiplantae, Streptophyta, Magnoliopsida, Poales, Poaceae. The coding region runs from base 104 to 535 and encodes 143 amino acids. The record is from RefSeq and is a predicted model, not a curated record. The transcript has 2 exons.